GCUCGGUUUCUCUCUCUCUCCUAACAAUUUCAUUUCCUUCCUAACGCAGAUGUCCCCAGAACUCACAUAAAGGCAUAAAGCACCGUAGUUAUCAGAGAUAUACGCACAUAAUUAUACAGGCCGAUCAAUCUAGGGUUGAGCAGAAAAAUUCGAAACUCCAUUUUACGAAUGGCAAAGAAGAGGAAAUCCGAUGCGACGCGGCUAGAUGAGGUGGAUCGAACCAUGUACUCUACCUUCUGCAGCGCGGCGAACUCUCUUUCUCAGCUUUACACCCAGGCUAUGCACCACCAGCGCCUCUCCUUCCAGACCGGCGAACGUCACUCGUUGGAGAAACUUUAUAAUUGGAUUUUAAGGCAACAAGAAGAUGGGGCAAGAGUGACGACCGGAGAUAUAUUUGCAUAUAUUCAGAAUGAGCUCGAUUAUGGAACAGAAGAACUCCCAUCUUCCCCAAGGCUGCCGUUCCAGCAGCAACAACUACAGUCGCAAGCUGCAAUGCGUUCUGCUCACACAGGAUUUCAAGUAUGUUCUAAUUCGUUUGGUCCUGCAACUGUUGGGCAAGGACUCUGUUCCGGGAACUCUAUUUUCUCAAAUGCUCUCUCCAGUCCUGUUAGUCGGAGCCUUCACCACCAUCACCUGAUUCAGGGAGAUUACUAUGUAAAUACACUUAUGCGCAAUAAUGAGAACAAUGGUUAUGAAAGCAGGGAUCCUAUUCUGCCUGGCACCAAUGACACUUCAAUGGACAUGCAUGCCGAUAGCAGCCAUGACCAUGAUUCUUCUUAUUGAGAUUGCUGUUCUCUCUCGAGUCUUGAGUGUCUCGCAAAAGAAUAGAAAAGUCGUGCUAACAGAACGACUUUUUGAAGGUCAUUGAAAUGUAAAGAGCUUUGUUGUACUUGGUGAGAUGUGCAAGCGAGCUUUAAGAUCUCCCUUCCGAUACACUUGUGAUAAAAGGUUAGAAUAGCUAAAUUUCAUAUCGUUCGUGGUUUCUUUAUAUUGAUAGCGCGUCGCAGCGAUUUCAACAUUGAAGAUAUUUUGUUUAUAGAUAAUUGUUUUAAUUAUAGUUA
Olea europaea var. sylvestris is the source of this 1061-nucleotide messenger RNA. RefSeq lists its product as uncharacterized. The transcript has 3 exons. The record is from RefSeq and is a predicted model, not a curated record. The coding region runs from base 169 to 783 and encodes 204 amino acids. NCBI's taxonomy places the organism in Eukaryota, Viridiplantae, Streptophyta, Magnoliopsida, Lamiales, Oleaceae.